Xiphophorus hellerii (green swordtail) is the source of this 1705-nucleotide messenger RNA. Its product is annotated as E3 ubiquitin/ISG15 ligase TRIM25-like. Gene Ontology annotation, molecular function: zinc ion binding; protein binding. The record is from RefSeq and is a predicted model, not a curated record. Lineage: Eukaryota; Metazoa; Chordata; Actinopteri; Cyprinodontiformes; Poeciliidae. The transcript is spliced from 7 exons. Bases 1 to 1683 code for a protein of 560 amino acids.
AUGGCAGAGAACCCGCCGGAGCCUGGAGUUGAUUUGGACCAGAGCCAGUUCUGCUGUUCGGUGUGUUUGGACCUGUUCGUGGAGCCCGUCACCGUCCCCUGCGGACACAGCUACUGCAGGCUCUGCAUUGAAGGCUGCUGGCGGCGUGCCGAGGAGGCGCAGGGCCGAUACAGCUGCCCGCAGUGCAGGGAGGACUUCCGGCCUCGACCUGUGCUGAAGAAAAAUAUCAUUCUAGCCGAGUUUGUGGGGAAGCUGAAGGCGACGGGCACCAAGGAAACCCCUCUCUUUGUCGGGUUGACCCGUGCUGGCCCAGACGACGUUGCCUGUGAUUUCUGCUGCGAGGCCACAAGACGCAAGGCCUCCAUGUCCUGUCUGACGUGCCUGGCGUCGUACUGCGAUCUUCACCUGGCGCCUCACCACGCCGUUCCCGCGCUGAAGACUCACCGGCUGGUGUCCGUCACGGUCCCGCUGAAGGAGAAGAUGUGCAAGAAGCACAACAAGCUGCUGGAGGUGUACUGUCAUUCUGACGGGAGCUGCAUCUGCUACCUGUGCAUGAUGGACGAACACCGGGGACACGUCACCGUUCCAGCCUCGGCAGAACGAGCCACAGAGCAGAUGCUGCCGAGUAUGAAUCAAAUCGGUGUCCAGAGGAGUCUGCAGAAUACAGAGCAUGAACCGAAGGAGUUGGACAAAGAUCUGGAGGAUUUCGAGCAGGAUUACAGCCGGACUUCAGUGGACAGGCUUGACAAGAUGUUCGACCUGAUGAGCUCCUCCUUCCAAAUGAGACGCAUUUUGGAAAAGCAGAUGAGCAACAUGAGAGAGAAACUGGCGGUUGUCCAGGCUGAAAAGUUGCAACUUCAGCUACAGGAGGAGAUCACCAACCUGCGGAAACAGAACGGUGACCUUCACAAGCCCUCUCUCUCCAGCGACCACAUUCAUUUCGUUCAGACUUUCCCAGCUCUCUCCACUUCCUGUGAAUCUCCAGACCUGCCGCCCGGUGCUGCUGCUCGCCCUCGUGGUUCGAUGGCAGCUGCAUCUUGCUCUUUAGAUGACCUGAAAAAUAAAGUAGAGGACUCCUGGUCCAAAUUUUCUGCCAUAGUGUCCGCUAUUGAUGUUAUGCUGCCACCUGAGCCAAAAACCAGAGAACAGUUUUUACUCUAUGGCUGUGUCUUCACCCUCGACAUCCAAACCGCCCACAAGUGUUUGUCCGUCUCCAAAGUGCUAAAGCAAGACGUUAGUGCAUCCCGCUGCGCCCCCUGCUAUGCCAGUCGGUCAGACAUGUUUGAGAGUGUGAAGCAGGUGCUGUGCUGCGAGGCUGUGUUCGGGCGCUGCUACUGGGAGGUCACCUGGGAAGGUUCCUUUUGCGCAGUAGCUGUGGCAUACAAAGACAUCGAAAGAUCAUCGCCCAACUCAGAGUUCGGAUGCAAUGACAAAUCGUGGAGCUUGGAGUGCUCCGAGAAUGGCUACGUUUUCCGACACCGUUCUGAGAAGAAAGUUGUGUCGGGCCCUCUGACCUCCCGGGUCGGUGUGUUCCUGGAUUACAGGGCAGGUACUCUGGCUUUUUACAGCGUCUCUAAAGAGAUGGUGCUGCUCCACAGAGAACAGACCGUGUUCUGUAAACCUCUUUAUCCUGGCCUUGGGCUGAAGGACGAUGUUCACGCAAAACUGAUUAAGUUAUGGUGAGGAAGUCUCAUGCUGACGCAUA